Messenger RNA from Parnassius mnemosyne (clouded apollo), 618 nucleotides. The record is from the annotation of a GenBank genome assembly. Lineage: Eukaryota; Metazoa; Arthropoda; Insecta; Lepidoptera; Papilionidae.
AUGGCUUUGGAGAACAUUUUAUCCCGAAUGGGUUUGGAUACAAAACAACUCACUGACAGAUAUGCAGAGUACGGGCCGCCGAUGCAUGACCAACAUAUAUUUUAUGGUUAUGAGCCUUCUUCGCCUCUGCAUGGGCAUGCCGUUCCAACAAAACACAAUUAUGUGAGUGGAAGCCAUAAAAACAACGCUGCAAUGUCGGCUCUGACGCUGUUGGCUUUUUUAUUCUUUCUGAACAUACUACAACAAUGUCUGAAGGAUCACAUGACAGCCAUGAAUACACCUCAAGUUACGAUAAUGUCGUCAGUAAAAGAAACUGAAGAUAACUUUGCAAAAAAGUCAUUUACAAAUAAAUUUGACAAAACAGGUACUUUGCACACAGACAAAAAUAAUUUCCAAAGGGAAAGUUUGUUAAGUUUAAAAGAAGGGGAACAAGUAUCCGUCGAAGAAAAUGAAUUCGAAAGUCGAUUAAAUUCCGACGAUGCUUCGCAAAAAACUUUGUUAAAAAUAAAAACGGCCGAACACAAACCUCAAAAUAGCGCGCAAGAACACAAAAUUGUCAAAAAUAAUGCAAAUCAAACUUUUAAAUAUGCUGGAUUUUACGACGAAUACGAAAAUUAG